AUGAAGUGGCAUGUGGUCAUUGCUAUGACGAUUUUGAUACAGUUUGUGGUCAUAAAACUAAUUGAUGCAAAGGAUUUAAGUGAUGGAAGGUCACAUCAAGGUCAUAGUAUUCUUGUAGUUGGUAAAACAAACAGUGAUGAAGCUAGAAAUAUAAGUGGUCAUAAAAAAAGUGAUAAAAACUCAACAGGCAAAGUCGUCGCGAAAACUUAUAGUAGGGAAGGCCAGAAUAUUGUGGAAGCAGCGUUCAUGAUUGGCAACAAAUGCGCCACUGGUUUCGUUAAAAUACAUGGCAUCUGUGCUUUUAUUGAUUAA
Molecule: messenger RNA, 312 nt
Organism: Danaus chrysippus (African queen)
Lineage: Eukaryota; Metazoa; Arthropoda; Insecta; Lepidoptera; Nymphalidae
Source: the annotation of a GenBank genome assembly